AAAAAUACCAAACACUCUAAAAGACAGUCACACCUGCACGCACCUCUAUUACUUUUGAUGAAAUUCUGACCCUUUUCGAAUAUUGUGAAAUAAAGAAAACAAAAAGUCCUCAAAAUGUCGCGUCACCGGAUAGUGCGCACCAUGGACUACAACGAUGAGUACGAUGGGUACGACGACAUCUACGGGCACUCGGUAGAUGAUGAUCACUGCAUCUCGCCUACAGAUGCACAACAGUGGCUCUAUGACCGUGCCCGUGGCCAACAGAGCAUCUCAGGAUUCAUAAGCAAGAACAAAAACAUAGAGGAGGAAGCUGACGAGGAGGAGGCAGAGGAUGCCGCCUUUGAGAAGGCACGCCGCGACUCUGAGAGUUUCCAGAUGCCGCAGCUUGACGAGAUCGAACAGGCCAAGCUUAGCUCAUGCGUGGACGAAGUACGUAGCGUGGUGGGCGAUUCCGUCUCUGAGCGCCGCAUCGUGGAAACCUCCAUGAAGCUUGACUACGAUAUGCAGAAAAUCCUGGACGAAAUCCUCAACGAAGAGACCAAGAAGUCUGAGAAGCCAGCAGCGAAUCGGAUGAAGGUGCCCGCUGUUCCGGUGCUGCCCAAAUCCUCCAGCAAAACGGCGCCAACACCUCCGCCAAAGAUAAGCGGUAAGGAGCCCCGCAGAGGCUUCGAAAUAGCCUCACCAAAGAUACCCUCAUCGCCUGUGGUCUCGGGCAGAAAUACUCCCGUCGACACUGCCGCCGAUGACGUUUCCCGCAGCUCAGCUUCCCUCUUCAAGGUGUCCAAAGAGCAGGCAUUGCGCAACGCCCGCCAGCUAUACGAAAAAGAACGUGCAGACCAAAAAAGCCACAUACAUAUGAUUGUCAUAGGUCACGUGGAUGCCGGGAAGAGCACGUUAAUGGGCCAUCUUUUGUAUGACACUGGAAACGUUUCGCAGCGCGUUAUGCAUAAGCACGAGCAAGAGUCCAAAAAGAUUGGCAAGCAAAGCUUUAUGUACGCCUGGGUUCUAGACGAGACGGGCGAGGAACGGUCCCGCGGAAUUACCAUGGACGUGGGUCAGUCACGUAUUGAAACGAAGACAAAGAUCGUUACGCUACUGGAUGCUCCGGGUCACAAGGACUUCAUUCCAAACAUGAUAUCUGGUGCCACUCAGGCAGAUGUUGCUCUCCUGGUUGUAGAUGCUACGAGAGGGGAGUUUGAAUCCGGUUUUGAACUAGGGGGACAGACGAGGGAACAUGCAAUCCUUGUGAGAUCCCUAGGUGUUAACCAAUUAGGAGUGGUCAUCAACAAACUGGACACUGUUGGUUGGUCACAAGAGCGCUUCGCGGAGAUUGUAUCCAAGCUGAAGUCCUUUCUCAAACAGGCGGGCUUCAAGGAGUCCGAUGUGAGUUUUACGCCCUGCUCCGGACUAACCGGCGAGAAUCUCACCAAGAAUGCCCAGGAAUCCGCACUGACCAGCUGGUACACUGGUCCGCACCUGCUGGAUGUUAUAGAGAACUUCAAGAUCCCUGAAAGAGCUAUUGACAGACCGCUACGCAUGUCAGUCUCGGAUAUUUACAAGGGAACUGGCUCAGGAUUUUGUAUCUCUGGACGAGUGGAAACUGGAGUGCUCUGCCUGAACGAUAAGGUUCUAGUGGGAGCCAGCCGAGAGCAGGCGCAAGUCAAGUCCUUGGCCAUGAACGAUUUUCCUCAGACCAGUGUUUUCGCCGGCGAUCAAGUCUCGGUGACCCUUCCCGCCUUGGAUAUCAACAACGUUACCGUGGGCUGCAUUAUAUGCGAUCCUCAGACGCCCAUUCCGGUGACCACGCGUUUCCAAGCCCGCAUCAUUGUGUUCAAUGUCAAGGUGCCUAUUACCAUGGGAUUUCCCGUCCUACUGCACCACCAAUCACUGAUAGAGCCCGCCGUGGUCUGCAAGCUGACCGCCUCGAUCCACAAGAGUACCGGAGAGGUGGUCAAGAAGAAGCCGCGCUGCUUGGGCAAUAACUCCUGUGCCUUGGUAGAACUGGAGACAAGUAGACCGAUUUGCAUCGAGCGGUAUGCGGACUUUAAGGAGCUGGGUCGCGUAAUGCUGCGUGUGGCGGGUGUCACAAUUGCCGCCGGAAUGGUCACCAAGAUCCGCUAAGGACCAAAGGACUAACGGCCAUGCUGAAUUUUAUACGAAAUUUUAGUUAGAUAUUAACUUUUGUUGUUUUGCUAAAUAUACAUAGUUUAUAUGAAUUGAUUAAAUCAAAAAGACGUUGAAGCAGUGGAA
Drosophila eugracilis is the source of this 2250-nucleotide messenger RNA. It is a transcript of the gene HBS1, whose product is annotated as HBS1-like protein. Lineage: Eukaryota; Metazoa; Arthropoda; Insecta; Diptera; Drosophilidae. The transcript has a single exon. The record is from RefSeq and is a predicted model, not a curated record. Gene Ontology annotation, molecular function: GTP binding; GTPase activity. The coding region runs from base 115 to 2121 and encodes 668 amino acids. Gene Ontology annotation, biological process: translation.